AUGAAGGGACUGAGCAAGAUUGGGAUCUCACUCACAGUAGUCUUCGUAGUGUGUCUGCUAGCAUUAAUAAUCGAUGUAUUAUACGUCCUCUGGCGACGGCGAAGUUUCCAGCGACGUAGCACAGCUGUAGAGUAUCCCGAGGAGCAGUUGUCCUCGCCGUCCAAGGAGCUUCUCUACUUUUUCUGUUGGAAAAGCCAGACACGCGUAGAGCCUGACGCAGUUCCGCGGCGGACAGAGUCGGGUGACGAUGAGCUGGUGAGGUGGGAGAAACUGUACGGACCGUCUAGGAUGCUGUUCACCAUCAAGGAGGAGGAGAGGGAGGAUGAUGAAUUUGAUCAUAACAGUUCCUCUGUGGAGAAUGACGCAAGGGAGACACGUGUGUGCAUGGAGGAUGUGGUUGUAGUUGUUCCUGACGACGUCGACGAUGCGACGCCGUUUUCAACGCCUUGUGCCUCCCCUCCAUAUUAUACACCGUCGCCUUCUCCUUCUCACAUAACGGAGAACAUUACUGCUGUAGAAGAUCUAGUUUAA
Molecule: messenger RNA, 531 nt
Organism: Tripterygium wilfordii
Lineage: Eukaryota; Viridiplantae; Streptophyta; Magnoliopsida; Celastrales; Celastraceae
Exons: 1
Coding region: 1-531 (176 amino acids)
Source: RefSeq, a predicted model, not a curated record